Messenger RNA from Leishmania mexicana MHOM/GT/2001/U1103, 396 nucleotides. RefSeq lists its product as hypothetical. NCBI's taxonomy places the organism in Eukaryota, Euglenozoa, Kinetoplastea, Trypanosomatida, Trypanosomatidae. Gene Ontology annotation, cellular component: mitochondrion. The record is from RefSeq and is a predicted model, not a curated record. The coding region runs from base 1 to 396 and encodes 131 amino acids. Gene Ontology annotation, molecular function: thiosulfate-cyanide sulfurtransferase activity. The transcript has a single exon.
AUGUCGCUGCCAGAAUUUACACACCCCUUCAAUGUGUACGAGGCCCAGGCGGUCGUGCGCGCGCUCCAGGCCGGCAGCGCGAACGGGGUGUACCUGCUGGAUGUACGUGAGGAAUUCGAGGUGCAGGCCGUACGGCCGCUUCCACACGCGCUAGUGAUCCACUUUCGCGACCUCUACGACGCUAUGCAGUUGCGGGAGUCGGCCUUUCAGAAAAAGUACGGCAUGCGUCAGCCACACAAGAAAGACCGCAUUCUCGUGUACGCCUUAAACCAAGUCCGUGCCUCCUCGGCCGCUACCUACCUAGCGGCGCGCGGCUACAAGUCCGUUGUCUUCCUGGAUGCCAAGAUGUCAGAAUACCUCGACUCGACGCAGAACAACCUGGAUGAGGAUCUUUAG